UUUUAAUAGGGUCUCAUGAAAAUAGUAAAUAAGACCAAGUGCAAGGAUAGUGGUGGGAGCCUGACACACUUUCCUCUUCAUGCAAAGAGCAGUUGACAUAGGAAAUUGAAAGCCCAUGCUUAACGCUCACGGAAUUCAGAGCUCAUCUCCUUCCCAAAGUCUUUCAACCAUUCAGGUCAAGUCAAAAGUGAAAUAGACCUUUGAAAACGUAAGUUGCCUUUUUAAAAUCCAGUUCAGUCUGUGUUGUUUGCUUCCUGUAGUCUGUCAGUGGUUAGAAGGGGAACUUAGCUGCUUGUUAAUUAUCACACCAGGAUGUUUUUACUAAAGUCUUUUUGUAUCCCGUUGAUACUGACAACUAGGUAGUGCAGUGUGUGUCUCCAAAGGGACCUCUGGCUUGCUCAAGGACCUAUUUUUUUGGGACCACUCACAUUCCUUUCCUGGGAAAUGACAAGGAGAUGCACAAGCAAGCUGAACAAGUUACGCUGUUGUGGCAAAUCUAUGCUGCUGUUGUAGAGGCUGUGCUUGCUGGCAUUGAGUGCUAUGCUAAAACUUCCACUGAAGCCAAGGCAAAGGAGGCAGCAGAGCAGGUGCUCAUGUCUGUGUUGGAUACUCUUCAUUUGACACAGCUCAGAGCUGCACUGCGCUCCAAAAUCACUUUUCAAAUUCAGGCUGUGAAUAAUCAUGGAAGAAUUACUCCAUUAGAUAGUGAGGACAGCCUGAGUUUGAUUAAAACAGCUUCUAUGAUGGUAUUUGACAUUCCAGACCUGCUCACAGGAAAAGGAUGCUUGGGCUCUGUUGUCUUUUCAGAGUCCUUUCUAACAUCCCAGAUACAAGUCAAAGAAAAAG
Messenger RNA from Merops nubicus (carmine bee-eater), 846 nucleotides. RefSeq lists its product as uncharacterized. The record is from RefSeq and is a predicted model, not a curated record. Lineage: Eukaryota; Metazoa; Chordata; Aves; Coraciiformes; Meropidae. The annotation marks the transcript as partial. The transcript has 7 exons.